Molecule: messenger RNA, 987 nt
Organism: Amblyraja radiata (thorny skate)
Lineage: Eukaryota; Metazoa; Chordata; Chondrichthyes; Rajiformes; Rajidae
Product: deleted in malignant brain tumors 1 protein-like
Exons: 4
Coding region: 1-987 (328 amino acids)
Biological process (GO): zymogen activation
Cellular component (GO): plasma membrane
Molecular function (GO): serine-type endopeptidase activity
Source: RefSeq, a predicted model, not a curated record
AUGACGGGGCCAAGAAACAAGCGGCUGGAGGAACUGAAUCACACAGAGCCAAGAUUGGUAUCCAAAGAUGAUCAGUGCUCGGGAAGACUGGAAGUGCAGUAUGGUGAAACCUGGGGAACCGUGUGUGACCGGGCCUGGGAUAUGGAUGAUGCCAAUGUGGUGUGCAGUCAGCUUCAAUGUGGAGUCGCCGUGUCUGUUCCGAGAGGGGCUUAUUUUGGAAAGGGAACUGGCCUUGUACGGAACGAUGUAUUUGAAUGUAAGGAAAGCGUGAAGUUGAGGCUGGCGAACGGGGGCAGUCCAUGCACCGGGAGAGUGGAGGUUAUCAACAAGGGGAACUGGGGGACUGUGUAUGAUGGCGGUUGGGACCUGCAGGACGCGGCGGUGGUGUGUCGGGAGCUGGGCUGCGGCGCCGCCACGGGAGCCCCGGGCGGAGCUCACUUUGGACCGGGGUCCGGACCCGUUGUGACGUAUAAUGUUGAAUGCAGCGGGAGCGAGGCCGCUCUGCGGGAGUGUAGAUCACCGUCAUGGGGGAACUAUGCCGCUCUACACUCCCGGGAUGCCGGCGUUAUCUGCGAAGAUCACAGAGAGCCAAGAUUGGUAUCCAAAGAUGAUCAGUGCUCGGGAAGACUGGAAGUGCAGUAUGGUGAAACCUGGGGAACCGUGUGUGACCUGGCCUGGGAUAUGGAUGAUGCCAAUGUGGUGUGCAGUCAGCUUCAUUGUGGAGAAGCCGUGUCUGUUCCGAGAGGGGCUUAUUUUGGAAAGGGAACUGGCCUUGUACGGAACGAUGUAUUUGAAUGUAAGGGCAAUGAGACAAGCCUAUGGGAAUGUCCGCGUUCUUUAGGAACUCUUCAUUGCAACCACACGAGCGAUGUCAGUGUGAUCUGUUCUGGUGAGUGCCAGCUUUGGAAACUAAUUAUUAAUAAGGACUCAUUAUACUUGGAAGAUAGGGAUGAGAUCUCGCCAUUUACUUUUAUCAAAGGGUUAUAA